UUUGCAUUGAAUUGUUGCGGUGUUGAACUGUUAAAACCCGUGAACAAUUUCUAGUCGCCAUGGCACAGCUGGAUGGUUUUGUCACACCGCCAAAACCAGUGGCUCUUGUUCCAAGGCAUCGCCUCUCUUCCCUUGUGCCGGCGGUCAGUGUUUCCACUAACAAUGAUGGCUAUCUUCCAGAUGCAGUGCGGCUUGCAGCUGCUUCUGCUGCUGCUUUGGUGUGCAAGAGGUCGCAGGCGACAAGAAUGGCGCUGAAGGCGCCAGAAGUGGCCCAGAAGAAACUGGAGGCUAAAGAUGAAAAGACUUUAAGUGAUGCCUGGGAAAAGGCCUUGGACGGACGAGAGGGCAAUGUCUUUACGGAGCCAGAGAUGUUCAUGGAGGUCUUGGGGUCCCUCAACGAGACGCGCACUCAAGAGGGUCCAAUGUUCUUCGAGCGCGUUAGCGGAGCUGCCAACCAGGACAAGGACAUCGUGCUCUAUGUUCCGGGCAUUGACUUUUCAGGUGCCUUUGCAGCGCCACAGUUUCGAGCGCUUGCUGCUGACUUCGAGCUUUGGCGCUGCUGGGUGAAGGCUGAUUGCCGGCAGCCAUUCUCGGAAAUGUUGCGGCAGUUGGAGGUAUGGCUAUCGAGUCAGAAAGACCGCAAGGUGGUCCUUUUUGGCGAGUCCUUCGGCGGACUUUUGUCUCUUGCCGUGGCUCUUCGUGUUGGUCGGGACAGGCUGAAAGGCCUGGUGUUGGUAAACCCGGCAACUUCCUUUGACCGGACUGUGUGGCCUCUCCUGGGUCGGGUCCUAGCUUCCGUACCAAAUGAACCUCAAUCGCUACGGCCAUGGGCUCCGCACAAAGACUUGAACGACCUACUUCAGGACCUUCAAGACCGUGCUGGACAGUCGCCCUAUCCAUAUGUUGCAGGGUCAGCCUUGACCGGAACGGUUGCCGAUUCAACACAGCUGGGACGCCUGUUCUCGCGCAUUGGCUUGCAAAUCAUGAACAGCAGCAAUGCGCUCGAUCCUAGCAUCGAAAACUUCCUCCUGUACCCAGAGAACCUUGCCCAGCUCCUGCCGCCGGAGACAGUGCGUUUUCGACUUCGUGGUUGGCUUCGUGAUGGUUGCGAAUGGGUCAACAGCGAGUUGCGGCGACGUCGUGGGUCCUCCUUUGGAGGCAAUCCUUUGCCGCCUACGCUCCUGUUGGCCUCGGAUAGUGACAGAUUGCUGAUGUCUGACAAGGAAGCUGAGCGCUUGAGGGGCCUGCUGCAAGCUCGUUGUGGUGACAAGAACCUGAAGGUAAUUGAGCUCACAAAGUCUGGGCAUGCGCCAUUAGACCGCCGUAUCAAUGUCGCUCAGAUGCUGAAGGACUCACCUAUUAUGAAGAAACCCAAGAGACGCAACUAUGUUGAUGACUUUCAAUAUCCAUCAUUGGAUGUGCUGGAGCAGGGCUCACGGAACAUUGAGCCAAUUGCUGCAUUGGUGUCCCCAGUGUUUUGCAGCUGGGAUGCUUCAACUGGCGCAAGGAGGUUUGGCCUCGAUGGCGUUCCGGAUCCCAAAGAGGUCGGCCGGCCAGUGAUUUUGGUGGGCAAUCAUCAGCUUUUUGCCCUUGAUUUGGGACCCCUGGUGAGGGAAUUCUUGAUCGAGAAGGGCUUUUCGCCUCGAGGCUUGGCUCAUCCGAUCAACUUUCCAGAUGUCCUAACAGGCUUGAUCGCUACAAAGGUGAAAAUGGAAGAGUCAGGCAUUCUGGAUGCAAUGGGGCUGCCAUUUGAGCUCCGUGCUGCAGCGCGGGCUGUGCAGCAGGCAUCACAGUCAUCGAAUUCCAAAAGUUCAAGCGGCCCACAAGGUCCCUUUGGCCUUAGUCCGCCCACAGAGGAGACAGAUGCCGCGCAAUCUGAGCUUGGAAUUGGAGAGAAUUUUGGUGUCGGCGGCGCUUUUUCCAAAUGGGGUGCAGUUCCUGUCUCUCCUCGCAACUUUUUCCGGUUGCUGCAACGGAAAGAGGCUAUCCUUCUUUUUCCUGGCGGUGCUCGAGAAGCCUGUCAUGGGCCGACUGAGAAGUACCAGCUCUUUUGGCCAUCUCAGACGGACUUUGUGCGAUUGGCAGCUAGGUUUAAUGCUAUAGUGGUUCCUUUCGGAAGCAUCGGCAGCGCUGACAACGUUCGAAUUGUCGAGGGGAAAGAGGUCUCAGAGCAAGAUCGGAAAGGGUUUGCAGAUAUGAUGGAAGGACAAGGCAUGUCUGUAGUCUCUGAAUCCCUUCGGGAGCCACCACGCUUCAACCCGUCACCGCCACGGCUGCCCCCUGCCACUCAAACAGCGGCAGGUUUUGGAGACCGCUUCUACUAUAGCUUUGGUGAACCUGUCGACUUGGCUGACCUCGAUUCCAAAGACAAGGUGGGAUGCCAGCAGAUGUACAACAAACUGAAAGGUGAUGUGGAGGCUGAAAUCAGAUGGUUGCUGGAGGCUCGGGUUCGAGAUCCCAACCGAGACUUCCUCAAAAGACAGAUCAAAGAGCGCGUGAUGAACCUGAACCCAGUGCCAAAGGAGGUGAAAGCCGGUCCUUUGAAAGGAAACUUUAUUCGGUCUUGCGGCCGCAGAGCAGACACCUUCCCACUGGAGUGAGGAAGGCGGCACAGCUUCCAUGUGUGUGAUGGGUGCCCGCGAGAAACGGAACAGAUUCGACAACCUCCUCAACAGAAGAACCACAUCCGUGCAGCUCUGGUCGUAUCAGAGCUUCCCAUAGUAUUUCUGCCAGGGAAGACCCAGGCACCAGUUUUCAGAAUUUCAAGUCUGCAGUGGGCUGCGAU
Durusdinium trenchii is the source of this 2785-nucleotide messenger RNA. NCBI's taxonomy places the organism in Eukaryota, Dinophyceae, Suessiales, Symbiodiniaceae. The record is from the annotation of a GenBank genome assembly.